This is a messenger RNA of Dermacentor silvarum, 546 nucleotides long. RefSeq lists its product as uncharacterized. Bases 1 to 546 code for a protein of 181 amino acids. The transcript is spliced from 4 exons. Lineage: Eukaryota; Metazoa; Arthropoda; Arachnida; Ixodida; Ixodidae. The record is from RefSeq and is a predicted model, not a curated record.
AUGACCAGGCCCGGCCUCCGGCAGAAGAUUGACCUGGUCGUACUGCGCACCCACCUAUCAGGCAGGGAUGACGCCGACCCUUCGUGCACCGUCACCGGAUCCAGCGUGUGGGGCCGCACGUUGGCCGACUAUCAGCCCAGCAUGGUGGACACCCUGAACUACUUGGAGAAGAAGCUGAAGCCUUUGUCGUCCGAGUCGCACUUCUGCGUCUCCAUGUCGGCAGCGGCUCGACGUUACGUCCCGGUAGGCCUGGGUGACAACGCCAAGAGCUUCGAGCCUGGCUCCCGUUGCAAGGCGUACGAUGACUCCGACUACGCGCGGGAGAUCGACAGCUUCGCCUCGGUCUGCAGCGACGCCGAAUACUCGGCGCACAUCAGGCGGGACGAGGUGCACGAGACGAUGCAUUCCUUCCGACUCAGUCCUCGCUCUGCGGUGACGUUCGAUAGCGAGGAUACGAUAUUUGCUAAGGUGAACAAAAGUGAUCGAUUUUCUUCCCUAUUCUUCAGCAAGUCCGACAAAAGUGCAUCAGUUCAAAUAGCUCCGUGA